This is a messenger RNA of Striga hermonthica, 1053 nucleotides long. NCBI's taxonomy places the organism in Eukaryota, Viridiplantae, Streptophyta, Magnoliopsida, Lamiales, Orobanchaceae. The record is from the annotation of a GenBank genome assembly.
AUGGCAAAAGCGGCGAGGGAGCAGCUUACUCAAGCGUUGAGCAACCACCUCAACAUCAUACAUGAAACUUUUCAGGUGUUAGAUCAAACGCCGGCAUCGUCUCUUGAAAAAGUGAGCUGGAAAGAUGUUAUUCAAAUGGGUGAAAAUGUCCACAAACGAGCCACAACAGUUGGGAUGCUUUACACUGGAGACACCCCUGGAGUAAAGGCUCUUGAAGAAAACAUGUCGGCGUAUUUCAAUAUGAUGCAAGGACUCCUUUUACUCUCCCAUGGGAGCAUGAUUGGAGCGGGACCCACCCUCAGUUCGUGCAUUCAUAAGUCUAUAAAACUAGUUGUCGACAGCAGUUUCAUGCUCUUUCAGGAGGCUGUCUCUUCAUAUGGAUUGCCAAACAAAUCUUCAAAACAAUCUAUCCCGCCCCUCGUGGGUGUCGUGUGGGAUGCUUGCUCCGCUCUGAAGAAAACGCCUUCGACAAAUGUGACGGCCAUCGGGCGGGCCAUGACGCAGAUUGGUGCCACCAUGAAAGAUGUUCUCCGAGAGAUGAAUGAGCUAAGGCCGGCCCCUGAUGACCCCACCACCAAAGCACCCGAGGAGGAAGACGAAGACGAAGACGAAGACCUGGGCAACGAUCUGUCGCCCGACGAGAUGAAAACCGCACAACUAACAAUUACGGCCGUUUCUGAAAUUCUGGGUGUCAUCAAGGAAUUGAUCCGGUCGAUCACGAGACUGGUGAGAGGGGAAGACCGUGAGGGUAGUGCAUCUUUUGUGGACUCCUUGGAGAAGCUUUUGGUGGCGUGCAAAGGUGUUGGUGUGCAGGUGGACGAGCUUGGGGCGUGCCUUUACCCGCCUCAGGAGGUGUCGGCAAUUAAGGAGGCCUUAGGGAAGAUUUUGGGGUUUUGCGAUGAGAUAGAGAUGGAGUUGAGGAGGAUCGAGGGUUAUACGGAGGAUUUUGGCAGGGCAUAUACCAGUUUAAAGACUCGAUUGAGACUGUUGGAGUGUGAAGUGGGCUGUGAAGGUUUUCAGUCAAGAAUGGAGAAUCUUGUGAUAGGUGAUUAG